CACACUCAGGAGAGAGCAAACCAGUUUGGCACCAUGGGGAAGAAGCAGGCUAAGAGCGAGGCUGCUCCCAACUGUGAACUAAAAUCUUAUUCGAAGUCCUCGGGUGCACCGGCUUCUGCCAUGACAUUAAGUUCUAACCAGAAGAUGCCUGCUGAAGAUGGUUCUGGAGACCAUGGGGAUACUGCCAGCCUGGACGCUGUUAACACCAUCUACAGUAGUCACUCCCCUUCACGAGCCUCUGCAUCUCAGGAAGAGCCUUUUACCACCUACUUUGAUGAGAAGGUCUCCAUUCCCGAGGAGGAGUAUUCUUGCUUUAGCUUCCGCAAACUCUGGGCCUUUACAGGGCCUGGCUUCCUCAUGAGCAUUGCUUAUCUGGAUCCAGGGAACAUCGAAUCCGAUUUGCUCGGGGCGGUGGCCCAGUUUAAGUUGCUCUGGGUUCUCCUCCUGGCCACUAUCGUGGGGCUCCUGCUGCAGCGCCUGGCAGCCAGGCUGGGUGUGGUUACAGGCCUGCAUCUCGCUGAAGUGUGUCACCGGCAGUAUCCCAAGGUCCCCCGAAUUAUUCUGUGGCUGAUGGUGGAGACUGCCAUCAUAGGCUCCGAUAUGCAAGAAGUCAUAGGGUCAGCUAUUGCCAUCAAUCUCCUGUCUUCUGGGAAGGUUCCUCUGUGGGGUGGAGUUCUCAUUACCAUAGCAGAUACCUUCGUGUUUCUUUUUCUGGACAAAUAUGGUUUGCGGAAACUGGAAGCCUUCUUUGGCUUUCUCAUCACCGUCAUGGCCCUCACAUUUGGAUAUGAAUAUAUUACAGUGAAACCCAACCAGGCCGAGGUGCUGAAGGGCAUGUUCAUACCCUCUUGUUCAGGCUGUCGCACGCCGCAGAUUGAGCAGGCCGUGGGCGUUGUGGGUGCUGUUAUCAUGCCUCAUAACAUGUAUCUGCACUCUGCACUGGUCAAGUCCAGGCAGGUGAACAGGGCCAGCAAGCGGGAGGUCCGAGAAGCCAACAAGUACUUCUUCAUUGAGUCCACCAUUGCUCUUUUCGUCUCCUUCAUCAUCAACGUCUUUGUCGUCUCAGUCUUUGCAGAGGCCUUUUAUAACGAAACCAACGAGCAAGUGCAUGAAAUCUGCGUCAAUAGUAGCAGUCCUAACAGUGACCUCUUCCCUCUAAACGAUACUGCGUUGACUGUGGACCUCUACAAGGGGGGAGUGGUACUAGGAUGUUACUUUGGGCCUGCCGCACUCUACAUUUGGGCCAUAGGCAUCCUGGCUGCCGGACAGAGCUCUACCAUGACGGGGACCUAUUCUGGCCAGUUUGUCAUGGAGGGAUUCCUGAACCUAAGGUGGUCACGGUUUGCCCGAGUGAUCUUGACACGUUCUAUUGCCAUCAUCCCAACACUGCUGGUCGCAGUCUUCCAGGACGUGGAGCAUCUUACAGGGAUGAAUGACUUCCUGAAUGUGCUGCAGAGUUUACAGCUUCCCUUUGCCCUCAUCCCCAUCCUCACAUUUACCAGUUUGCGUCCAGUGAUGAGUGACUUUGCCAAUGCACUGGGCUGGAGGAUCGCAGGUGGGAUCCUCGUUCUUCUUAUCUGUAGCAUCAACAUGUACUUUGUGGUUGUCUAUGUUCGAGACCUGGAGAGCGUGGCGCUGUAUGUGGUGGCUGCUGUAAUCUCUGUGGCCUAUCUUUGUUUUGUGUUUUACCUGGGUUGGCAAUGUCUGAUUGCUUUGGGCUUGUCCUUCUUGGACUGUGGACAGACGUACCACCUGGGACUGACUUCUCAUCCAGAGCUCUUACUCCUGAAGAACUUCGACACUGAUUCCAUCCUCUCUAGAUGAUGGCCUCAAGAGACUAUCGAAAUAGUAUUUUCAAAAAACCCUUCUGCAAAGUGAUGUAAUAACUUUGUUAGUUCAAGAGGUGAGUUUUGUUCAAAGAACUUGAACAAAAAUCAGAGAUUUCCUUAUGGGAAGGCUAUUAAAAGCUGACCGCUGUAAGUGGAGGGCAGAGAACCACCCACCUUGUAAAGGUGUAAACAGUCAGGGGACAGCCAGAGUCAAAUGACUGGCUGAUUUUGGCCCCACGCCCUAUGGGCUUGUGUUGUAAUUUCUGGCAUUUUUUCUUGAAGUUGUAAUUUAUAUAAUUAUAUAUAAAGAUAUAAAUAUUUGUUUAGGUGGGAUUUUUAAAGUUUUAUAUAAAUUGAUUAGUUUUAAAAACUUUAAUAGAGCUCAGAGAAGUCAGAUUACACUGAAGUCUCUGGAUCAAAGAUGAGAAAGGAGAAUUGAUGGGGCUUUUUAAAGCUGAAUUGGUCAAACAAAAUCUCCUUUAAAAUAACGCUUCAUAUAAGAAGUCAAAGUUGUACUUACAUGGACUGGUUAAAGACCAGAUCAUAUACUUGGUGUUUGAAAAAAACAUUGCCUCAUAACCAGCAUUUCUUUUUUCCAAGGAAUGUCUGUCACUUCUUGCCUAUGAAAUUUAGGCUUUAAACUGGAAGAUACCAUAGUGUUUGCUGAGGUCUUUAAUUCACUCCUUCCAAAUGUCACAUUCUAGGUAACCAUCACCUUAUCGUCAGUCUUUUUUUUUCAAGUUUCUGGUCAAAAGUCAAAAGCCUUAAACUUUGACUUGCAAAGGAAAUUUCUGCUGUUCUUUGGACCUGCCUACCAUUUCAGAUAUUUUCCCGUCUUCCUGUAAACACUCCAUACAAGCCCAAAGGUCUGCUUCCUGUGAUUACUGGUAUUUAUUUUACCAAGUAUUAGGUGUGAUCUUAAAUGCAGUCUUUUAGGAGUGAGAUUUCUGGGCACUGUGGCAUAUUGGAUAUGACAGUGGCCUGGAAAUCAGAAGACUUGGUUUUAGUCACAACUCACUUAUUUUUGUAACCUUUACCUUUCUGCUUCAGUUUCUUCAUCUGUAAAAUGAAAAACUUGAAUUAAAUGAUCUUCUAGGCUCCUUCCAGGUCUCAUAUUCUCUGAUUCUGUGAUUAUCACUCCAGCCAUUGUGAAACUCCAGGUCAGUCUGCUAUCUCUUAUCUGACCCCAUUCACAAAUUUAAGUCAACAACAUGUUUUUAAAGCAUUGUCUAAAUUUAUUCACAAUUUACUUUGUCACCUAACUAAGAGCCUGGGCUCUCCCUGUCAGGAUCGUAGCUUGAACCUUAUUUUAAGCUUGAACAUUCCUUUACACAUUAGGAAUUCCAGAAAUUCUUGAGUAUUUAUAGCAUGCUGGUUG
Phascolarctos cinereus (koala) is the source of this 3207-nucleotide messenger RNA. RefSeq names its product solute carrier family 11 member 2 (gene SLC11A2). Gene Ontology annotation, biological process: manganese ion transport; iron ion transmembrane transport. Lineage: Eukaryota; Metazoa; Chordata; Mammalia; Diprotodontia; Phascolarctidae. Gene Ontology annotation, cellular component: plasma membrane; endosome membrane; lysosomal membrane. Gene Ontology annotation, molecular function: nickel cation transmembrane transporter activity; manganese ion transmembrane transporter activity; lead ion transmembrane transporter activity. The record is from RefSeq and is a predicted model, not a curated record.